GAGAAAAUGUGUAUCUGCAAGUUGCAAAAGUAUGUGCGGAGGCUGCGGCUGCGGCUGUAUCUGUGCGUCAGUAGCAGCAGCGCUAGCAUCCUUGCUGCGGCAGGCGGUUGGCUAGGAUAUGGGUGGCUGCUGGGUGUGGGUGGUAAGCCGCAAAGUCUGAGAGGUCGCAAGCAAGAGAGUGCCAUAUGAAGAGAGAGAAAAUGAGUGAAAGAGAGUGGCGUGGAAAGUUGAGGACUGAGCGAAUGAAAAUGCUAGGCAGUUCAAGGAAUUAGAGCGCAACAACUUAUCAAAUUAGUGACGAUGACCUUGACGACUUGGACGAUGAAUGCCUGCUAGAGGAGACCGACCUACCAGGAGGCAUUACCUUGGGUCGUGGACCCUAUGAACGUGCAUGGACCACAGAGGCUACACGUGCUCUCAUUCACAUACGUGGACCGAUGGAGGGCAGCUUUACGGAGGGCAGACAAAAGCGGACUGCCCUCUGGUUACACUGCACCCGUCAGCUCCAAAGGCUGGGGUUUCGAUAUAGUGCCGCCAAGGUGCAAAAGAAAUGGCACAACAUCCUAAUCACCUAUAAUAAGAAUUUGAGCAAGAAAUAUGUUUCUGGCUACGUGCACUGGGAGUUCUUCGAGGAGAUGUUUAAGUAUUUGCAAGGGAAAAAGGCGGACUUCGAUAUGCAGCUGCAACAACAGCCGGCACAGCAGCAGCAGCAGCAGCAGUCGCAACAGCAACAACAACAGCAGCAGACGCAGCCUCAGCCUCAGCAGCAGCUUCAGCAACAACCGCCGCCAUUGCAAUUGCCACCAACCCAGGAGCUGAGCCUGGCCGCGGCAUACCAGAAAAAUCCUGAAACUCCGCAGCCUAUCUUAAAACUGCAACUUCAAACUCCGCCAUCGCAGCUCAAGGAGGGACAUGUACAUCCCUAUAUAACGCCUGUGGAUCAGGUGUUGCUGCAACCGCAGGUCCAACUGGACACCAAGUCCAAUGAUGAAUUCGACGAGGACAGUAACAGCAAUAUUUCGGAGGUACGGCAGCCAAAGUUGGAGUACGAUGCUGACCACACGGGUAGCACAAUGCAGGAUCCUAGCGACAGCCACCAGAUGGCGGCGAACGGGAAAAUGUAUGAGCAGCUCGAGGACAACGGCUGGUGGAAGGACUACUUUGAGCGGAAGCUCGAGGUCGAGCGGGAGAAAAUGGAGCUACAGCGUAGUCUGCAACGGGAGCAAGUUCAAAUUCAGAAGAUGUCCUUGGUGCAGCAGGAGCGAAUCGAAAGAAUGAAAAUCGAUGCCAUCAACAGUCUGACAGCCACGUUACAGAAACUAGUCGAGGCCAAGUGCAGACGAGCCUAAGUCCAAAAAAACCGAAUCUUUCCUUAGACUAACAAUGAGUUGAAACCAUAUCCUGUGUAUUUAAUGUGCUUAACUACUUAGACUUAAAAGGAGAUCGAAAUCCGUGACAUCGAGUCCUAAAAAUUGUAGAUAUAUUCACAAAAACAAGAAAAGAAAAAAAUUCAAAGUACGAACUUUUCCAUA
Molecule: messenger RNA, 1532 nt
Organism: Scaptodrosophila lebanonensis
Lineage: Eukaryota; Metazoa; Arthropoda; Insecta; Diptera; Drosophilidae
Exons: 2
Coding region: 438-1349 (303 amino acids)
Source: RefSeq, a predicted model, not a curated record